AUGUGGGCGAGGGUUAGGAACCCAAGGGAGUACUUGAACCCAAUCCGGCGGUACUUUCGCCAAAUUUGGCCAGGUUGGAAGCCCCCACAAGCCUCAUAGUGGAAUUCGGGGCUUUCCAAGGUCCCCAUCAAGUCCCUCAAGACGUGGCCUUUGAAAAACCAGAAAAUCACCUUAACAGCCCCCAUGAAAUGUGUCAAAAAAAAGUUGACGUUCUUGAUGAAGUUGUACAAGUUUUUAUGGGUGUAAAAGAGGCUCAGGAACUCCGUCGAGGUGAAAUACACGUUGACGAAGAGAAAAACAACAAUUGCGUAAAUUUUGUAAGGGAUUUGUACUAAUUUUGCAUCAGUGCUUGGUUUCCAAAGACCAGCACAACGCAAAAUCCACCGAUUGACCACAAACACGUCUUUGACGUACUCGUCGGACAUUUUGACUGGUUUUUGGCCCCCUUUUCCGGCUUUUAUACCAACACGGGUGUGAAUAAUUGAGGUGUCGAGGCUUGUAAUUUCACGUUUUAAUAUUUGAACCGAAAUUAUUGCUUCUGGACGAGGAGUUUUUCAAGGACGAAGCUAGUCUGGGUCUGGAGAUCCUGUUUCUGGAUUUGUUCGGGAUUUUUCGGUUUUAGAACAAGGAUUGGGUCUUCCAGGAUUUUGAAAUUUUGCCCAACGUUGCUUUUCUCGAUACUGUCGGCGUUUACAAGCUUUGUGACGUUUGGGGACUCGUCGAUGGCGUUUUUGAUUGAUUCAAGAGUCGAUCGACGCAUUUGCUUUUGCUGGAAUACCAAAAUUGUGAAAAUUGGGGGAUUUGGGGGCACGUACAGGGAUUGACAAGUCUAAAUCCUUGAUAGUUGAGGAUCUGCGACGCUCUUUAUUUACAACAGGGGGCUCCUGUAAUAGUUUUUGGAAAGAGUUGACACAAUUGUGAGAUAAUUACUGGGACGUUUUGGGCAUAAUUGCGGAUUUUUUGCCUCAUUCGUUCCAUUCCUCUAUCUGCAUUUUGAUUUUGGUUUGAUUCCGUCUCGGGUGUUUUAUCCGUUUUAUCCGAAGUGACAGAAGAGUUUGACGAUGAUGGGAUUUUUUUGGCGGGUAAUUCAAUCUUGUCGGGGUUUUCCAAACUGGACCGUAUAGUGGAAUUGGGGAUUGACACACCGGACAAAAAUCGCGAGUUUCGGCGCUCGUUGAUUGACCCGCGGGGCGACUUUUGAUUCUCACUCUAAAAUUCUCAAUUUUUAACAAUCUUGUGGUUCAUGGCCAAAAUUACGUUUUUUUGUUUCCUGGCCAUGACUCUAGUCGUAAUGCCUUUAUUGUACAGUUGCUCAUUUUGUAAUGUGGGACUUGGGAUAUUAUUGAUGGGAUGAAAAUGUGACAUUGUGAAUUUUGACGUGACCCCUAACCCGGCCCAGUGAUACGCCACUGGUGCACACACCGUGAAAUGAACUCAUGUUUACCGCAUUGUAAUUUGUUCUAUUAUCAUAAAAGGAGCAUAAAUUACAGACUUGUACCGGUUUAUUAUUCAUUUUCAAAGAGAAUAAUUUAUUAAAAAAUUUAAUAACUGUUUAUUGUCGGUAAUUUUGACUUUUUAUGGUUGGUAUGAGUGACAAAAAAAUGAGGUUGGGUUAAAUAAAUAGACGUAAUUAAAAAAAAAUUAAAACAGCGUUGUAAUGUAACACAUUGACAAAUAUUUCCUGUUUCGAUUUAAAGUUACUUAAAAAGAACAUAAAAUGUUUAGUGCGCUUCGACGGUCGGUGAAAUUAGUGAGGUUAGGUGCUUUUGUGCGUGUCUCAUGCCCGCCCCCACGCUCAUUUUUUUGUACCGAAUCGGCCGCUCAAGGCCCGAGUAUUGAAGCACUCACAAACGGUGAUAAGGAAUUGGAACACAAAUUAAAAGUUUUAAUUUUGGAAGUUGAUGUCAUGAGACAGGAAGGUAAAUUAGUCCCUGAUGAUGAUUUCCUUAAAGACAAACAUUGGAAGGAACUUCUCGAAUUGCCCACUUAUUCGGCGAGGAAGCGGUUUUUGGAAUAUCUAUUCAAAAUAUCAAAGAAGAAGGAAAACAGACUGAUCAAAAAAGAAGAAAAAAAGCAGUUCCGUGGGUCUAAACCAGAAAAGAACGAAAAUGAAACAUUGGAAGAAUUCGUUUCUACUUAUGAUUUGAGCCACAAUAAUAUUUUUUUGCGAGUCUAUGAAACCACAAUUAACCAAUUAUACAAUAAUAGGUUGGUUCAAGCGAUGCAAUUUGGGCAAAAACUGGUCGUGGAUUGUGGCUACGAUCAGGAUAUGACAGUCAGAGAGAACAAAAAUUGUGCCAAACAACUGACUUUGUUGUUUGCUGAAAACAGGGCUCAUGAUGAUCCUUUUGAUUUACACUACUGCAAUCUGAACACUGAUAGCGUCCUUCACAAAACCCUGGAAAACAACAUAGCCACACUCCACGAACCUUGGUUCCCACUCAACGUCCACGAAACUAGUUACUUGGAAAAAUUCCCCAAGGAACAACUAGUCUACUUAACCCCCCAUUGCCGUGAAGAACUCGUGGAAUACGACCACGAUGCGAUCUACAUUAUCGGCGCAAUUGUCGAUAAGGUCAAUACACAGCCCUUAUCCUUGGCUAAAGCCAAGCGUGAAGGGUUAAAAAUGGCAAAAUUCCCCCUAGACCGGUACCUCCAGUGGGGCGGCGGCUCUGGCAAAAGCCUCACUUUGAACCAAUGCGUCUCAAUCCUCCUAGACGUCAAACUGACCGGCGAUUGGAAAUACGCCCUGAGACACGUCCCCAAACGCAAAAUUAUGCAAAUUGCAGAACAAAAAACCCUCAAGAGCAAAUUCUGGAAGCCGGGAAAGAAGGUCGACUUGAGUAAUCUUAGUCACAAAAAUAAGGAUAGGAGAAUAGAAAUAAGGAGUAUCAUGUACGAUGAAAAUUAAUUAGAAAAAAGUAAAUUAUUAUUUUUUAUUUACACUUAA
Molecule: messenger RNA, 2950 nt
Organism: Tribolium madens (black flour beetle)
Lineage: Eukaryota; Metazoa; Arthropoda; Insecta; Coleoptera; Tenebrionidae
Gene: rswl
Product: mitochondrial ribonuclease P protein 1 homolog
Exons: 3
Coding region: 1718-2911 (397 amino acids)
Biological process (GO): positive regulation of mitochondrial translation; mitochondrial tRNA 5'-end processing
Cellular component (GO): nucleoplasm; mitochondrion; nucleus
Molecular function (GO): tRNA binding
Source: RefSeq, a predicted model, not a curated record